Molecule: messenger RNA, 1371 nt
Organism: Ilex paraguariensis (yerba mate)
Lineage: Eukaryota; Viridiplantae; Streptophyta; Magnoliopsida; Aquifoliales; Aquifoliaceae
Source: the annotation of a GenBank genome assembly
AUGAGUACCAACAUUGUUUUUCUUGCUAUUGCCAUGAUGCUUGGGGAUGGCCUUUUCCAAGUUGUCUACAUGAUAAUAGUGACAUCCCAUAGUUUCAUAAAACAGAAAUCUAAAAAGGAAGAAUCUUCCUCCGUAAUGACGGACUGUGCAGAUCCAUCUUCAAACGUCCAGAUUGUGAACUAUGAUGACCAACGAAGACGUGAGUACUUUGAAAAAGAUCAAAUCCCCAAUAAAUUUGCGGUAUUAGGAUAUGUUGCCCUGGCAGCCGCAUGUAUUGGUGCGGUGCCCGCCCUUUUCCCUCAGCUAAAAUGGUACCACAUACUGGUUGCUUACUUGAUUGCGCCUGUUUUGGCCUUCUGCAAUGCCUAUGGAUGCGGUCUCACUGACUGGUCACUUGCCUCGAAUUAUGGAAAAAUCGCCAUCCUGGUUUUCAGUUCUUGGGUUGGGCUAGACCAUGGUGGGGUUCUUGCCGGCCUCGUUUCUUGCGGUGUGAUGAUGAACAUUGUAUCUACGGCUUCUGAUCUGAUGCAAGACUUUAAAACAGGCUAUUUAACACUUUCAUCCCCUCUUUCGAUGUUCUGCAGCCAAUUUAUUGGUACUGCCAUUGGUUGCCUCACCUCACCUUUAGUAUUUUGGUUCUUCUACAAGGCCUAUAACGUAGGUGAUCCAGAUGGUUCGUACCCUGCACCCUAUGCCUUGAUGUAUCGUGGGAUCGCCCUUCUUGGAGUCGAGGGGUUCUCUUCCCUUCCAAAGAAUUGCCUCACACUUGUUAUUGUGUUUUUCAUAGCUGCCAUUCUCCUAAACUUUCUGACCUUGAUCUUGAAGCAAAAUGAAACCAAGUACAAGAUCUACAGGUUUGUUCCGAGCCCUAUGUGCAUGGCGAUUCCAUUCUACCUUGGUGCUUACUUCGCCAUUGACAUGUGCCUUGGGAGCUUGAUUCUCUUCAUAUGGGAACUGAACAACAAGAAAAAAGCAAAGGAACUCGGGCCGGCUGUUGCGUCUGGGCUAAUCUGUGGUGACUCUUUGUGGGGAAUUCCGGCUGCUAUUCUUUCUUUAGCUGGUGUGCAAGCUCCUAUUUGCAUGAAGUUUUUAUCUGCAUCUACAAACAAGAAGGUAGAUGGCUUCUUGGGUUCGUAGUUCAUCAUUUUGCUCGAGCCUCCGUCAAUUGAUGCUUGUACAAGUUUUUAUGCUUUUAGAAGCUUCUAAGUGCAAGGUAUAAAGCUUCUUGGGGUGUUUGAUCGUUUUGUUCGAAAUUCUUCCUAGUGGUACUUCAGGGGAUUUAGACGUAUAUAUGUUUCCUUUAAGUUUGUUAAUCAUGACAGUAUGUUGAACUUUUUUGUUUGGCAAAACAAUACAGGAUUUAUAUUAAGG